Aureobasidium uvarum is the source of this 2214-nucleotide messenger RNA. NCBI's taxonomy places the organism in Eukaryota, Fungi, Ascomycota, Dothideomycetes, Dothideales, Saccotheciaceae. The record is from the annotation of a GenBank genome assembly.
AUGGCUCCUCCAUCACGCAAGAACAAGUCCAGCUUCUGGCCCAACUUCAUCUACGAUGCCUGGCUGUGGACCUUCUCCAUCCUUGUCGACCUCUUCUUCCGUGAAGUGCACCCUCGCAGUUCCUGGAAGGUCCCUCGCAAUGGCCCCGUCAUCAUCGUCGCCGCUCCACACGCCAAUCAAUUUGUCGACCCUCUGAUCUUGAUGCGUGUCCUGCGGAGGGAAGCUCAACGCCGCAUCUGUUUUCUGAUCGCCGAAAAGUCUAUGAAGAGGAGGUUUAUUGGUUGGGGUGCCAGAAUGGUUGGCUCCGUGCCUGUUGGCCGUGCCUUGGACCUGAAGAAGCCCGCCGAAGGAAAGAUACACCUGCCCGACCCUGAGGGCGAUCCGACAUUGCUCAAGGGCGUUGGCACACACUUCGACAACAAGGACGUCUUCAUGGUUGGAGGAGUUCUUGCAUUGCCGAGCUUCGGCAACAAGUUUGCAAACACUGAGAUCAAGGAGAUUCUGGGACCCAACGAGAUUCGUCUCAAGAAGCCCUUCAGCGGUAAUGUUGCCUUGCGUCAACUGACCGGUCAGGCCGUCAAGGACGAAAAGGCCGAGCCAAAGUUGACUCAAGGCUUCGAAGGUACAAAGUUUGAAGUUGCUCCUCAUGUCGAUCAGGGUGAAGUCUACUCUUCCGUCUUCCAGAAGCUGCAUGAGGGUGGCUGCAUUGUAGCUGGUGUGGCCAUCAUGGCUCUUGGUGCGCUCGCCGAAGACCCCAACUGUGGCGUCAAGAUCGUUCCUUGCGGUAUGAAUUACUUCCACGCUCACAAAUUUCGUUCGAGAGCGGUCGUCGAGUUUGGCACUCCUGUCGAAAUCCCAAAUGAACUGGUCGAGAUGUACAAGAAUGGUCAAAAGCGUGAAGCUGUUGGUCAAGUCUUGGAAACCGUCUAUCAAGCUCUCGUCUCUGUCACAGUCACAAGCCCUGACUAUGACACUCUUAUGGGCAAGAAGCUUCCUCUGCCCAUGAUUGUCGAACUGAACAGGCGUCUCGUCAAAGGGUACACUACUUACAAGGACGAUCCUCGCAUCGUCAACCUGAAGAAAUCCAUCCUGGCAUACAACAAGGAGCUGAUGAUGCUCAACAUCCGUGACCACCAAGUCAGCUACGCCAAGUUCUCCAUCUUCAAGGUCAUCCUCACACUCUUCUACCGCCUCGGUAAACUGCUUGUGCUGGCCAUUGCAGUCCUUCCAGGCCUAGUCCUUUUCGCUCCUGUUUUCAUCACUGGAAAGGUGUACUCAGUCAAAAAGUCUCGUGAAGCCCUGGCAGCAUCGACAGUCAAGAUUCAAGGUCGCGACGUGAUGGCCACUUGGAAGUUACUCGUCUCUAUGGUUGUCGCACCCCUUCUCUACAACUUCUACAACAUCAUCUUGGCCAUCUGGACUCACUACAAUCGUAUUGGAGGCCGUGUGCCGCAAUGGGUUNNCCCCCUGUGGGCUGUCUUUGCUUUUGGUUAUAUCCUGUUCCCAGCUAUAACUUUUGCCGCUCUCAGAUUCGGCGAAGUUGGCAUGGAUAUCGUCAAGUCAUUGCGUCCGCUGAUUCUCUCUCUGGGACCAUCAUCCGGCAACACGCUAGUCAAGCUAAGAGCUAAGCGUGCCUCGCUGGUCGAACAAGUAACAGAAGUGAUCAACGAGCUUGGUCCUGAGCUAUAUCCCGACUUCGACCACCAGCGCAUCGUUUCUGACCCCAGCCAUCCACUUUCNCCCUCAUACUCACAAUCACACACACCCCGCUCCCGCCGAAGUUCCGGAUACGACCGCAUGUCCAUGACUUCUCCUGAUCUAACGCAUUACUUCAGUCGUACCGGGACCGCGGGCGCCAGCAUUGGCGGCGGCAGCGGACAAAACACCACUCAUCUUCCUCGCAACGAGUCUUUUGGCAACAUUGGCGGCUUUGGCUUCUUCUCAUCGCGACCGCACACGCCCAAUCGCUCGCGCAGCCGUAACCGCAGCCGCACGAGCAGUGACGGUGGCUUUGGUAUCACUGCCAUGAAGCCAAUGACCACCAUUGAUUCCAAGGGUGGCUAUGAGACGGUCACUGAGAAGAUUAGAGAUGCGAUGAAGCAGCGAGGCCGUCGGAGGAGGAGUGAAGAUGCCUCGACGGCAGCUGUCGAUGGAUGGGAGAUGGCCGAUGCCGACGAAGAAGUUGAGGAUGAUGAGGAUAAGAAGCAGGUCUGA